Messenger RNA from Ostertagia ostertagi, 537 nucleotides. The record is from the annotation of a GenBank genome assembly. NCBI's taxonomy places the organism in Eukaryota, Metazoa, Nematoda, Chromadorea, Rhabditida, Trichostrongylidae.
AUGGAAAGGCCCAUUUUUCAGGCCAUUUCUGGUGGAAUCGAUUGUACAUUCACUGCGAAGAAACAAGGUGGUCUUUUGAAUCACGUGGAAGCCCCGACGACCACGGAUAUCCUUACAACUACAAUACAACCAGCAGGGCCUCGCUUCGAUAUUCUUUUCCUCAUCGACGUCAGCCAACAAGCGGAACGUCGAUUAAAUGAUAUAAAAGGUUUUGUCUCGAAAUUGAUGUCCGGUUACGGCGUCUCCCAGCAAAACGCUCGCGUAGCGCUGAUGGCCGUCGGAAGUGCUCAAAUGGGUUCGAUUCCGUUUGCAAACUUCGACACCAUCGAUUCGUAUGAAAAUCUCCUCAACUAUAUCGAAAUGGUGAAGCAAUACACAGAUUUCAAACAUGCUGGCCAGGCGAUUGAACAAUUUGACGACCACCCGCGAGAAAUUGCCGAAAAGAUCCGUAAAGAAGGCAAAUAUGGAAUAAUUACUGUCGGCUAUGGAACGAAACCUGCUGGUCGGGCUCUUCUUCAGGUCAGUGUUGAGUACUGA